Apis florea (little honeybee) is the source of this 3105-nucleotide messenger RNA. Its product is annotated as transmembrane reductase CYB561D2. NCBI's taxonomy places the organism in Eukaryota, Metazoa, Arthropoda, Insecta, Hymenoptera, Apidae. Gene Ontology annotation, molecular function: transmembrane monodehydroascorbate reductase activity. The record is from RefSeq and is a predicted model, not a curated record.
UGCAACCAUGGUAGAAUUCACGCCUCAGUCGAAGCGCGGACGUUGUUCCGUGCUCUUCCUUUUUCGUUUAUUUUUCAUUCGAAUUUAUUUCCACUUUUACAGGAAAUCGGUUCACAGUGAAUCCUGGUGAAUUCUUUUUCUUCGAACGCCCAAUUUAACGAGUCUACGAUUGUCCGAGGUAACACACAAAAAUGAAUAACGAAGCGGCCAAAGCACGACCAAGCAUCAUUUUGCUGACAUUGUCAACUAUUACGCACAUCCUCUUAUUAGCACCAGUAAUAUAUAUACUGGUUCUGUCCUUUCAACCUCUCAUGUUUCUCUCCUGGCACGUUAUUUUGUCAACCUUGGGAGUCGGACUUUUGACAAUGGAGGGAGUGUUCUGCGUUUCUGGCGACGCUUUCAUGAAUUGGAAGGUGUCCAAGAUGAACAGAGGAAUGAUUCACUUGAUCCUUACUCUAGUAGGAUUAGUGCUGGUGUUGAUCGGUCUGAUCAUCAUCAUAAUCGCCAAGGUAGAAUACAAGAAGCCUCACUUCGUCACGCCACACGGGAUUGUCAGCUUGAUCAGCAUCAUCUUAGCGGUUGUGAUAGCCGCGUCCGGCUUCGCCGUUAUCUUUGACAAAUGUCUGUAUCAUGGUUGCAUGAGACCAGCAAUUCUGAAAAUCUUGCAUUCGUUCGGCGGCAUUUUGGCCACGAUACUCUUGCUAGCUGGCCUGAUCACCGGGAUUUACACAUUUUGGUGGCCUGGUACUUGCCUUGGAAGAAUCCUCACGGUCGUGUCAUUCGUCAUUGCCGCUUGCUAUAUCUUUUUUAAGCCGAGUUUGGGUAUCAUUUCUAGGAUCAAAGUGCUUAUUGCAGGAACACCUGAAGGCACGAAUGAAAUUGAACAAUGAAUAUAAUUGAUUGUGAUUUUGGAAAUGAUUGUUUCAUUGUUUGAUUCAUUGUUGAUGAUCAAAUUGGAUUGGAUAUUAAAAUUUUCUAUUGUAGCUAAUUAUACAAGGGAUUGUCUUAUUUAAAAUAAGAUAAUUUAAUUCUAUCCUUUUGUUGUGAUAGUUCUGAAAGAUAUAAUAUAUAUAUAUCUUUUUUUUUUGUUUUUGUUUUUCAUGCAGUUUGAAUUGUAUAAAAUGAUGAAUAUAUUAGUAAAAAAAAAAAAAUAUAUAUUUUGUACCAUGUUCUUUUCGUCAGAUUUUAAAAUCAUCAUUAUAAUGAUAUUAUAUUUCUGCGCUUUGAUAUAAUAUUAAUAUAUUAUGCUAUGGUAAUAUUAUAGUAUAGUAUAAUAUACAGCAUAGAUAAUACUGUAGUAAUGCACUAUAAUAAUAACAUCGUGUGCUAUAUUACACAGAAUAAUAUAAGGCUAAUAAUACAAUAUAUUCUACAAUAUUACACUGUUUAAUAGAGUAAAUGUAACAACGUGCAUCGUACUAUAAUUCAAUAAAUUGUUAUAGUAUUUUGUAUUGUAUUAUUAUAUAUAAUUAUUCAAUAUAGUACUCUAACAUUAGUAUUAUCUAAUGCAGUAUAGUAGAUAGUUAUGCUAUACUAUAAAAUCUCUGUAUAUAUGAUAUAGCAUAAUAUUUUUAAUAUUUAAAACAGAAGGAAACGUUUUCAAACUUUUAUAUGAAAUUAAAGGGCUUAAAGAAGAAGAAACAGAGAAAUUCUCAAUAUUUAAAUAAUAAUGUUGUUGAAAAUUUAUAAAGUAAAGUAUAAUGUGUUGCAAAAAUAUUAUUUUAUCAGAAAAUUUUUUAUUUUGAAAAAUCUGACUUUAACAGAAAAUUUUUGUGUACAUAGAACAUAGAUUAUUUAAUAAUUUAUUUUUCUUGAAUUCGAAAUUAAUCUUUAAAUUUUUAUUAUUUCUUUCUUAUAUAUAAUUUCAAUGUUGGAAAUAUUUUUUCUAUAACAACAAAGUUGUAGAGCAUUGAAUAUUUUACGUGAAAUAAUAAUUUAAUUUAUUUUAUAUUUUACGAAAUUAUUUUUAAGAAACGAAAAUAGUAUUGAAACUAUACAUUUCUUCGAAGUAAUAUUCCAUUUAAUAAAAAAAAAUUGCUACAUGUAUGUGUAAACUAUUAUAGUGUACAUAUUUUAGUUUACAAAAUUUUAUAUUAAACAGAAUUAUUAUUUGUUUUGACGAACACUUUUCAUGACAAUUUAUUAAUUGAAUUCACAUAACGCGUAUGAAUACGUUUACGAUUGGCUAUAUAAAUUUUCACUUAUCUAUUGACAAAAAGGAUUUUAUUUUUUCAGAUUAAUUCAGAUUAAUGUACAACAAUCAAUAUCAAAAUUUAAAGUAUAUAUUCAAAAACAUAAUUGUAUUCAGAAUUUGUUUAGAAUCCGUUCAUUUGGACGAAAUUACGAUACUUUUCGAUCAGGAUUGCGAUAAUGACAGAAAUCGAUAUGAAAUGUCAUUUUUAUCAGACUAUUUCACGUCAUUUUGCAUUUCUUCAUCGUGCCACGUAAUUAAAUAAGAUCUGAUCUGAGUUAAUCGAAACAUUAGUGGUCGAACACGUGAUCAAAAUUCUUUUUAAGAGAAUAUUGAAAAUAUUUUCACAAAGUUCGUACUUUUUAGAGGAAGAAAACUUUUUAGAACUCAGACGCACAUUCCGUCCUUCAAUGAUUUUUCAAACGAUCAUUGACAAAUGUUGUAAUUCCUUAUUAGAUAAUCAUUGUAAUAUUUAAGAUAUUUAAAUAAUUCGAUUAUUUCAUAUUAAAGUAAAAUUCAAUUCAAAUUUUGAUCUAUGAAAUUUGAUGCAAAGAAUUGUAAAAUUUCAUCAAAGUAUAAAAGAGUACAAGUUUAAACUAUAUUCAUGACAAUUUGAAUAAGCGAUAUUUACUCCUCUUUAGACAAAUUGAAUCUAUCUACGUCCAAGUUUAAUUUCAUUAUUGUUCCAGAAUCUUUCCUAAGAAUAGCGUUUAUCAAAUCUUUUUUAAAAAUAUUUUAAUAAAAAAAGAAAUUCAAAACUUCACUUAAAUCAUGGCGCUCGAGUCACCAAUCCAAUUUACCUACAGCGAAUCAAUCAAGAAGUAAGAUAUUUGAAAUUAAAUAUCGCAAUGCAAUAAAUUCCCGAUGAAAACAAUAUUUAUUUCACCGUUGCUGUGUUCAUCGAAUCGUAUCAU